Molecule: messenger RNA, 2419 nt
Organism: Pangasianodon hypophthalmus (striped catfish)
Lineage: Eukaryota; Metazoa; Chordata; Actinopteri; Siluriformes; Pangasiidae
Gene: htr2aa
Product: 5-hydroxytryptamine (serotonin) receptor 2A, genome duplicate a
Exons: 3
Coding region: 588-1820 (410 amino acids)
Biological process (GO): G protein-coupled receptor signaling pathway, coupled to cyclic nucleotide second messenger; chemical synaptic transmission
Cellular component (GO): dendrite; plasma membrane
Molecular function (GO): neurotransmitter receptor activity; G protein-coupled serotonin receptor activity
Source: RefSeq, a predicted model, not a curated record
AAAAGUUUCCUUUUGGUUCCUGAGCUAUUAAUUAGCUGCAUUAAUAGUAUUCAUAUUUUAUAUAUAAUGUUUGUGUGUGUGUGUAUGUUGUGUGUGCUCUAUUCCUGCCAUUUAGGAGAUCUCUAUUGAUCUGUGAAUUUUUCUUUUAGACUGUAGGUGCAGGAGAUCCAACAAACACCUAAGGAGCUCCAAUUCUCUGACUCCUUCUCAGUAAUCUCUCCCUGCUAUGUCUGAUCAAAUUCUUGUGGACAACUGGACACACUGAUGUUGUCUUUCUUGUCAUGAUUUUAAGACAGAACCCCUAGGGACAAAAGCAAAAAAAUAAAGUGGGAGAGAGAUUCCGACUCUACUUUCACCUGUCUGGGAUCUCCUGACAGACAAAAAAAAGGGGGGGCUCGUGUAGGCUUUCACCCAUUCACAGCUUUCUCAGGAUUACCCAUAAAGGAGGACAUUGUGUGAGGUCAUUUGGAGCAGGACAAGCAUACCGGCGCACACAGAGACUCUAAAUGUAUGCUCUGCUCUUCUUAGCAGUUCUUCUCCAGCAGGUAACAGUUUUUUGGGGCAAACGGUUACCCUGACCUGAGAAGAUGCUGGAUCAGAAGGUCCACAACUUCUCGCUAAGUUGCAACCAAAGCAUGGAAUCCUUUCCGCUCAGCAACCUGUCGAAUCUGGAGGCAGGGUUUUGUGUGGGACUGGAGCUGGAACUGGGGCAGAAGAAGAACUGGGCAGCACUGUUGAUCAUGUUAAUUGUGGUCAUCACCAUCACCGGGAACAUUCUUGUCAUUAUGGCAGUCACAUUGGAGCGGAAAUUGCAGAAUGCCACCAACUACUUUCUCAUGUCACUGGCGAUAGCUGACAUGCUAUUGGGCAUCCUCGUCAUGCCCAUCUCCAUGGUGACCAUCUUGUAUGGUUACUCGUGGCCACUUCCGAACAUCCUGUGCCCACUGUGGAUCUACCUCGACGUGCUGCUGUCCACAGCAUCCAUCAUGCAUCUGUGUGCUAUCUCGGUAGAUCGCUAUAUUGCUAUCCGCAAUCCGAUAGCCCACAGCCGCGCCAAGUCCGCUUGGCGUGUCCGUGCCAAGAUAACUGCUGUCUGGACCAUUUCUGCCAGUAUCUCCAUGCCCAUCCCAGUCCUAGGCCUCCAUGACCACACCAAAGUGUUCAAAGAAGGGAGCUGCUUCCUGACAGACAGCUCAUUUGUGCUCAUCGGCUCCUUCAUGGCCUUCUUCAUGCCAUUGACCAUCAUGGUGGUAACAUACUUCCUGACCAUAAGUGCCCUCCAGAGCGAGGCCACACUCUGCCUGGAUCGGUUGGUGCCACGCCCCAGGUUUAGCGGUAGUUUGGCACUGGGCUUCCUCCCUUAUGAGAAGAAGCUGUUUCUGCGGCGCUCGUUGACCCUCAGCAAUGAACAGAAGGCAUCUAAAGUCCUGGGCGUUGUCUUUAUCCUUUUUGUCGUCAUGUGGUGCCCAUUUUUUGUUACGAAUAUCUUGGUGGCUGUGUGUGACUCCACUAUCUGCCACGACGACAUCAUCAGUGGACUUCAUAAUGUUUUUGUGUGGGUUGGAUACCUGUCGUCAGCCGUGAACCCACUGGUCUACACUCUUUUCAAUAAAACGUAUCGUUCUGCCUUUGCUAGAUAUGUAAGAUGUCAGUAUAGAGAGGAGAGAAAACCCCUGAGGCUCAUCCUGGUCAACACCAUCCCCCCGUUGGUCUACCAGUCAGCACUAGCUGAGGCUCUGGGAGAUUUCUCUUCACCACUUACAAGUAAAAAGCCACAACCUUGUAAAAGAAUCACUGAGGAAAGUGUUAGUUGUGUGUGAACACAUGAGCUGAAGUGUAGUUUGGUUGUGAUGAUACUUUAGAGUUCUUUUUUUUUUUUUCCAUUGUCAACUUCCUGAACAUCUGGUGAUCUGGUGAACAUCUCGUCAGGCCAAGAAACUGAAAUCUUCGUGAAAUGAAAUGUUUACUGUUCACCUCUGCGUAUGCCGGGGACAAACAUAGGAUCUAGGAUGAAAUCCAUACGCAGUCUGCUCCAUUGCACCGAAAAAAGAUAUUUUUGAACAGAUAUUUAUGAAGGAUUAUGUGGACUUACUACAUAGGAAAAGAAUGAAAUAUGAACAAACCAGCCAUGUGAAAAAUUGAAAAUUGAUCAAGUUCACAAAUUGUAUAAAAUUGCAUUUUAUGAUGUAAGGUUCUUAGAAGAAAAUGCUCUUGGAAAUCUUUUCAAAGGAUAUUAUGUGUAUAUAGAAAGAGCUAAAUUGUGCAGAAAUGUGAUUGGAUGUAAUGAUUUUAUAAAAUGGGUACCAGUGGCUUGGGUUCCUGAUGAGCAUUUUACCUCCAAUCGUAUGGUCUGUCCUGCAAGUAUGUAAUGUAAUCUAUUGAAAACACCAAAAUAUACAGUACAUUAUACUUUUUUUGU